AUGUCAGCUGACAAGGUUCAAGUUGAUGCAUUGCUCAAUGAGCUGACCUAUUUGAAGUAUGAAGCUUCCAAGAAUACCUCAACAAUUGCUGUAUCUGUUCUAGUAAAGCAACAAAACGUGGCUAUUGCCUUUUCCAUGGUAGAGAGGAUAAUCAAACUAACAUCAGCUAUGGCUGGAAAUGAAGAGGAACUCAUUGGUGAAAACACUUUCAUAAAGGUGAUCAAUGGGCUUAAUGAGACAAUUAAUGUAUUGCUAGAGUAUCUAAAAGAUGUGAAGGAACAUGGUCAAAAUAAAGGAAAUGAUCUCCUUGCUUCAGUAGGGGUUGUUGGGAGUUAUCUUGCAGAAACACCUGAUGCUUGCAAAGAUAAAGUCAGAGAACUUUUGGUGUAUAUGUUAUCAAUUGAAGCUGAUGAUGAAUCAAGGUUUGGUAAUUUCAACAUUGUUUUCGUUGUUGAAUGCCUUAUAAUAGUGAUAAGGCCAUGUUGCUAUACAGUUGAAGAUGAUAGUUCCAUCUUCUUGGCAUGCAAUACAAUUAUGAAUUUGCUUUUGAAGAAAGAGCAAGUGCAAUUCCCAGUGGACGAAUCAACUGCUGCUGAUCUUUUGAUGGCCUUGGGGUAUUGGGCAGAGGAUGCUAAUGACCCAUCUGUUCUUAUGAUGGCUUCAAGUAUUUGUGCAUUUCUGUUUGAUUACACAUCAGAGGAGGCUCUUCUGUAUCAUUCCAACUUUGAAAGAAGCUCACUUUGUCAUCUGUCUCAGCUCAUUGCAAGAAGUUUGGCUUUCUCUAAGCAGAUGGAGGACCUUAACUUUUGGUUAACCUUACGAGUUGUGAACAUGAGAUUGGCACGACGUAUAAGGUUAAUAGCAUCUGAGGCAGGAUUUUCAUGGUUUGAGCUUGGAGUUUGCUUACUGUUUGAUUUAGAGGCUAAUAUUUCACUAUAUGCUCUUUGGGAUUUUCAAGCUACUUCAAAGAGUAGAGAGUGA
Hevea brasiliensis (rubber tree) is the source of this 981-nucleotide messenger RNA. RefSeq lists its product as uncharacterized. NCBI's taxonomy places the organism in Eukaryota, Viridiplantae, Streptophyta, Magnoliopsida, Malpighiales, Euphorbiaceae. The coding region runs from base 1 to 981 and encodes 326 amino acids. The record is from RefSeq and is a predicted model, not a curated record. The transcript has 10 exons.